UUUUACUUGAAAAUAAAAAAUAAAUGAUUGCAAAAUUAUAUUUAGUGGAAGAAUAUUAACAAGAACAUCCAUCAUCAUUAUUAGAAUCAACAACAUCAGCAGUUCAAAAUGACACUUCCUUCAACAUCGAUUUUAUGUCGAAUUUUUACAUUUUUCUUUGCUGGAUCUCCACUCAUCUACAGUGGUGCCCCACGUGGAACAUGUGAUAGUUGCUGUCCGAUUAGAGAAGUCAAAGAUAUCAAUUUCUACCUCUACACAAAUCAAAAUCCAACCGAUGCCUAUCAACUCUAUCUCAGCAAUGAUCAACGCUUAGCUGAAAGUAAUUUGAAUAAGUCACUUCCAUUGGUGAUAUACCUGCACGGAUUCUCAGAGACAUCAUUUGGCGAUGAACAACAAAGUAGUCAACAAAUUAAGGAUGCUUUUCUCAAGGCCGGAAAUUACAACGUUAUCCUGGUUGAUUAUAGUCCACUUGCAGCAGUGCCAUGGUACACAAACUCAGUGGAUAACGUUCCAAUAGUUGGACGUUAUAUUGCUCGCUUCUUGCGCUACCUCAUCCGUUCGGGCUUCCCUAAGGCACAGAUUCAUGUGAUUGGCUUCAGUUUGGGUGCCGAAGUUGCUGGCUUUGCUGGGCAACAAAUUCAGGAAUGGGGAAUUGUGCUGCCAAGGAUAACAGGUUUAGAUCCGGCCCUGCCAUUUUUCAACGGACAAAGUUCGAACCAGAGACUUGGGCCAGCAGACGCAUACUUUGUCGAUGUCAUUCACACGGACGGAGGAGUGCUGGGGAAUCCGGAGCCACUGGGACAUGCUGAUUUCUAUCCAAAUGAUGGAGUGCCAUUACAGCCAGGAUGUGCCAGGCAGGAGAUAGCCAAUAAUCGUUGGUUGAACAUUAUAAUUGGAUGCAGUCACCAAAGAGCUUGGCAGUAUUUUGUUGAAUCUGUGGCCUCUGCAGAGUCAUUUCCAUCUGAAAGUUGUGAGGGUUUAAAGGAACAAUUUGACAAUGAAGAAUUUUGUCGAAAGGAUAUGAAAGCAUUUAUGGGAAUGGGAGCUGAUAAACGAUUGCGUGGCAAGUUCUACUUAAGCACCCGGGAGGAGUCUCCGUUUGGCAAAAACGCCCCUACUCGCACGUGACUAACAUCCUUUAUAACUACUCGCCUACAACAAUGAAAAUAUUGUGUGUUGAUGACUCGAAAAGGCAACACCAUACAAUAUGACUGCAGACCAAAAAAAAAAAGAAGAAGUAAAACUAUGCCGCUUGACAACACCAAGCCUGACGAAUUUAUUUUUACUAUAGAACUAUACUAUAAUUUAGAGAGACUAAAAGAGAGAAUGGAUGCUUGAUGAGUAUUUUCUAUGAGAAUGUAACAGAAAUUGCUACUUGACAAAGUCCUAGAGAAAGGAGUUUUUAGCCCCAACGAAAUAGCCACGAAAUGAAAUAAAAAAUAAGUGAAUGAACUUUUUGGCAAAAAGAAAAAUGUGGUUAGCAAAUUUGGUUGGAUGAAUAUAGCGAUGCGUAUUAUUCAACAGAAUUGGGUGUGGAAUUUUUCGUUGGAAAAAUAGCUGACUGAGAUUUUGAUUAGGUAGCAAAUAUCAUGAAUUUUCUGUGGAAAAAUAUGUAAAAUGUAUGUUUUGUAUGUUGUGUGAAAUAUUAUGUCAUUAUGUAUUUAAGUUUAGUUAGAAAAUUGUUAUUUAGAGUGCACAGACAGGGCUUGAGGUUAUGUUGAUUGAAAGAUAAGGAUUUCAUUAGU
This is a messenger RNA of Episyrphus balteatus (marmalade hoverfly), 1745 nucleotides long. RefSeq names its product inactive pancreatic lipase-related protein 1. The transcript has 7 exons. Gene Ontology annotation, molecular function: lipase activity. The record is from RefSeq and is a predicted model, not a curated record. Gene Ontology annotation, biological process: lipid metabolic process. NCBI's taxonomy places the organism in Eukaryota, Metazoa, Arthropoda, Insecta, Diptera, Syrphidae. The coding region runs from base 109 to 1128 and encodes 339 amino acids.